GGUGCCCCCCCGGUUUGGCGGGGAGGGGAGGGGGGGAAGAGGCGCUGCCGCCCCCAGCCCGGCCCGGGGGUGUCGGGGGGGCCGCGGGGAGCGGCGGAGGGGGCGGCGGGGCCCGGAGCUGCCUCCUGCGAGGGUAGGGAGGGAGGAAGGCAGCCCUCCUCCUCCUCCUCCGCCUCCUCCGCCUCCUCCGCCCGCUGCUCCCGGCGACACGGGCGAUUUGCAUUUUAAAUGACCCCGAGCCCGCCCCCAGCGCUCGGUAGCGGGCCGCAAAGUUUGUCCUCGGCUCGCUGGACAAAACAAAUCCGGAUUAAAAUCGGUGUUCGAGGCAGCGGAGGCGCCGAUCCCGGCUCGGUUUGUUUGGAAUGCGCCCAGGGCUCCGGGCUGCUCGGGCCGCGCUGUUUUCCCGGCUGCUGUUAGCCCGUUCCUGUCCCGGUUGUUGUUUUACCCAUCAGUUUCACGGUUGUUGUUUUAUCCCAUCAGUUUCCAGGUUGUUGUUUUAUCCCAUCAGUUUCCCGGUUGUUGUUUUAUCCCAUCAGUUUCCCGGUUGUUGUUUUUAUCCCGUCCCUGUCCCGGUGCAUCUCCAGCUCCUCCUGCUCUCUCUCCCGUGUCCGUUCCCGGUGCUCGCUCCUGGCUCUGGGUGUCCGUGGCUCCAGCUCUGUCUGUGGGUUUGGCUCUGGCCCUGUCCACGAUCCAUCCCUGUCCCUGUCUGUGUGUCCAUCCCUGUCCCUGUCCCUGUCCCUGUCCCUGUCCCUGUCCCUGUCCCUGUGUCCAGAACAGUUUUGAAGGGCCAGGAACAGUUCCAGAGGGUCAGGAACAGUUUGAGGGAGGCAAGAGCUGUCCCAGAGUCCCAGGAAGAGUUUCGGAUUUUCCAAGCCAGAUCCAGAGGGGCAGGAACGGUCUCAAAUAUUCCAGAACAGUUUCGGAAGGGCAGGAACAAUUCCAGAGGUGCAGGAAGAGUUCCAAAUAUUCAGGAAGAGUUUUCAGGGGGUCAGGAACAGUUCCAGAGGGUUGGAUUGAGUUCCAGAUGUUCAAGAACAGUUCCAGAUUUUCAAGAGCAGCUCCAGAGCGUCAGGAAGAGUUUGGGAUUUUCAAAACCAGAUCCAGAGGGGCAGGAGCAGUCUCAGAUACUCGAGAACAGGUUCAGAGGGCCGGGAGCAGUUCCAGAUUCCCAGAAGAGCUUUAGAAGCGCAGGAGCAGCUCCAGAGGGUCAGGAACAGCUUUUAGGGGUCAGGAGCAGUUCCAGAUUUUCAAGACCGGUCCCAGGGCAUCGGGAAGAGCUGUGAACUUUCCAGGAGAGUUUUGGAGGUGCGGGAGCAGCUCCAGAGGGUCAGGAGAGGUCUCCGAGCCCCGCUGGAGCCUCGGCCUGUGCCUGCGGGGAGCUCAAGGAGCUCAUUUGGGGUUUCUGGGGGCCCUGCGGGCUGUGGUGAUUCCCCUUUUGGAGCCCGGCCCAGCCCCUGCGGCUUUGGGGAGGUUUUUAUUCCCAAAAUAGCUCAAACCCCAAAAAGGAGCCCUGGGGCUCAUCCUGCACAAGGGAAAAAACAGGAAAUAAACAGCGAGAACAGGGAGAAAAAUAGGGAGGAAUAGAGGAAAAGCCCAGGGAAAACAGGGGGAAAACCAGGAAGUAAACAGGGAAAACACAGAG
Molecule: messenger RNA, 1642 nt
Organism: Motacilla alba alba
Lineage: Eukaryota; Metazoa; Chordata; Aves; Passeriformes; Motacillidae
Exons: 2
Coding region: 363-1283 (306 amino acids)
Source: RefSeq, a predicted model, not a curated record